UCGUAAGCGUACCUCUGGAGGGUUCGUGCUUACUCGCUGUUAUUCCGAGUUAUUUGUGUGGAGUUUUCGUCGUGUUUUCUUACUUUCCUUUGGAUCUGAAACCUGUACCUUCGGCGACAAGCAUUAUCGAGUGGAGGUGUAUUCGCUAUAAAUCCGGAUACGUGGGUUUAAUUGCGUGUCUGAUUUUUGAGUAGCAAUUUGCAACGCCAGUGAACUGAGAUAGAUGUAUGAGUUAUGAAAAAAUUCCAGCACUGCAACACGUCAUUGUUUGGACAAUACCUGCACAAAACUUGAUCUACCACUAAUGCUUGAGAGCCUCCUGCAUCUGAACGCAUCUGUGGAGAUCCUUGGAAAUGACCUGCUUUUUUCACAAGAGUGUUUCUAAAGUUGGACUUACCAAUUGCUAGUAAUCUUAUUGACUUUGCUAGGCAAGUGCCUUGGAAAAUACACUCUGACAUUUAAGUGAAACUACUUGCUGUUUCAGUAGCAAUGUGGAUCAUGCCAGUGGAUUAUUUUACACUUUUGACUUUGUGCGUAUUGGUGGCCUUUGCUGCUUCUUUUGAAGACAUUAUUCCACGAAUAAGCUUCAGCCAUGAGGCAGAAGAUCGGCCUGUUAAACUGUUUUCUGCAGAGGGUGUUUUUAAUUAUUCCACUUUGCUUUUAAAUGAAGAUAAAUCAGUUCUGUAUGUUGGUGCAAGAGAAGCCCUGUUUGCUUUGAAUGUCUCCAAUUUUGGGAAGAGCAAACUGAACAGAAAUCUGACAUGGAGCGCCCCUGAUAAUAAACGAAAACAGUGCAGCUUUAAAGGAAGAAGCCUGCAGACUGACUGCUUCAAUUAUGUCAAAGUCUUCCUGCAACUCAAUAGUACUCACUUAUUUGCCUGUGGGACCUAUGCAUUCAGCCCCAUCUGCACAUAUAUUAAAAUUUCAGAUUUCAGCUUAGUGAAAAAUGCAGAGGGCAUUGUGACUGAGGAGGGCCGGAGCCGAUGUCCAUUUGAUCCAGAAUACAAGUCUUCUGCUAUCAUUGUUGAUGGAGAAUUGUAUGCAGGAACUGUCAGUAACUUUCAAGGAAAUGAACCCACAAUUUAUAAGAGUCUUGGUAGCGGGACUCCGUUAAAAACUGAGAACUCUUUGAACUGGCUCCAAGAUCCUUCUUUUGUGGGAGCAGCAUAUAUUCAGGAGAGCCUACCUUUAGGGAAUCCAGUUGGAGAUGAUGAUAAAAUAUACUUCUUCUUCAGUGAAACUGGAAAGGAAUUUGACUUUUUUGAUAACACCAUUGUCUCCAGGAUAGCCCGUGUCUGCAAGGGAGACAAAGGUGGUGAGCGGGUAUUGCAGAAGAAGUGGACCACAUUCUUAAAGGCCCAUCUUUUGUGUUCCCUAUCUAAUGAUGGCUUCCCAUUCAACAUUAUCCAGGAUAUGUUUGUAUUAACACCAGGAGAAGAGAACUGGAAGCAAACAAUCUUCUAUGGGGUUUUUACAUCCCAGUGGUACACAGGUGCAGCUAGCAGCUCUGCUGUAUGUUCUUUUUCAAUGGACCAAGUAGAAAAUGCCUUCAACGGUCGAUACCGUGAAGUGAACCGUGAAACUCAACAGUGGUACACCUAUAAUCAUCCUGUGCCAGAACCAAGACCUGGAGCUUGUAUUAAUAAUGAUGCAAGAGAGAAAAACAUAGCCUCAUCACUUCAAAUGCCAGACAAGGUGCUCAACUUCAUGAAGGAUCAUUUUCUAAUGGAUACUGUCAUUAAAAGCCUACCACUGCUUGUGAAGAGAAAUACACGGUACACGCAGAUUGUGGUGGACAGAGUCAAGGGUCCUCACAAACAUUAUGAUGUUUUAUUUAUUGGUACAGAUGAUGGAAAAAUUCACAAAUCAAUUAACGUGGACUCAGAGAUGUACAUCAUUGAGGAAAUACAGCUCUUCAAUGAAUCUGUGCAGACAAUCGAGCUGGACUCUCAAAAGGGCAUGCUGUAUGUGUCCUCUUACACAGGAGUGGCUCAAGUGCCUGUAGCUAACUGCAGUAACUAUCAGAACUGUGGAGAGUGCAUACUAGCAAGGGACCCAUACUGUGCCUGGACUGGAAAGAGAUGCAAAGAUAUUCGACACGCAUCACCUGAGAGCCACUGGCAACAGGACAUUGUAAAUGCAGACACUAAUAUGAUUUGUGAUGUUCAGCAUGGGAGGAGCAAAGGUGGCUUUGAGUGCCUCCGGUUUAUACUUCCUCCGAACACAUUUAAGGUUCUUCCUUGCUAUCUGAGAUCCAACCUUGCAAGACGGUUAUGGGUUUACAAUGCAAGUGCUAAUAACUCAACUUACAGUAGUCCUGAUGGGGGCCUGGUAGUGGUGGCCAGUGUGAAUGGACAAGAAACUUAUGAAUGUUGGUCAAUUGAAAAUAACUUUCAGCAGUUACUAGCAAACUACUGUGUGGAGGCUGAGAAGUCCCUAGAGGUUUUGACAACGGACAGACCUAAAACUCCGGCAACAUUAGAAAAGACAUACAUUCUCCCAAGCAAUGAGCAUUCAGCGCAGACUGAAGUGAGGACCUAUUGGAAUGAGCUUCUAAUCGUUUGUAUCCUGUUGGGAGCCACCAUUAUAUGUUUUUCUCUCUUCUUCAUCUACCGGCAUAGGUCAAGUAUGAAAACUUUUCUAAAAGAAGGAGAAUGCUCCAAUAUGCAACAGAAGAAACAGAGGAUUGUGAUUCCUGGUGAAAGCCUUCCACUUAAUGGGAGUGUUGUACCUGCUUCCAGUUCAGACCACAAGGGCUAUCAGGCGUUGAAUAAUUACAUAUGUAGUACACCAACACACGAGAAUCCAGAUAAUGGAAAAAGUUUUUCUGAAAAGAGACCCUUGAAUCUGAAAGAGAGUCAUGUUGAAAUUUCUCCUUCCUGCCCUAGGCCCAGAGUACGACUUGGGUCAGAAAUUAAAGAUUCUAUAGUGUGAAGGGAGGGAGAGACUGCAUUCAUUGACUUUUAUUUUUCUUCUUUUCUUUUUCUUUUUAAUGUAUGAGAUAAGACUAAGCUUUUACACUCAUGACCACCUUUGAAUUGAGAGGCUGUGAAAAUGGACUACUGCAGCAGGUCACGUGUGUCCUUUGUCUUCCUGGCACUAAAAGUCUCGAGCAGCUAUCUGAAUGAGUUUGUAGAGACAUUUAUUGACAGCAGAGGUCUUAUUAGUCUCACUUAAGUGAGAAGUUCAAAAUGUUCUUAUCAUUGGUCGCUUCAAUUCUAUUUAAUGUUUGAACAUGACAACUGCUUUUUUGGUAAUAUUAUUUUGUAUGGAAACACAUUCUUUUGGGCAAGUGGACCAUUAUAGUAUGCCAUUUGGAAGAAAGGUGCACUGUAUUGACGACUCCGGCCUGUUGGAUUCAGCAUGGAGAUUUUUUUUUUUUUAGUGAGAAGCAAACAUUGUCGAACAAAUUAAAAGGAAGAGUAACUUUCAAGUACAGCUGGACUACUGAAAAAAAAGCUAUUCCUGCUAAUUUCAACAAAGUUCUCCUGUUUAUAACAGUGACUGUCUGCUUUUCCUCGACAUAGCAUCCCCAUGGUGAGACAAUCACAAGAAUGCAAAAUGAAGGGGCAGCUAGAAGGCGAUGUUCCUAUAAGGUGUAACAUGAGUAGUUUCAGCAACCACUUCUGAAACAAGAAACGACAAAGAAAAAUAAAACAACCAGCAUUAAGAAAGCUACUAUGCAAAAAUGAAUAAUGGAUCAGCACUGAGGUUGUAGGUUUGAUGGUGGCCUCACUCACAUUGUGACUGGAGUUGGAAUGACUUAAGAAUCCCACAGUACUUUGUGUGGGUGAAAUUCAGAGAAGGCACACUGAUAAGAUGCUGUGCUGGCAGUGACUGAGAAACAUUUUGGAUCCCCGUGCUCCUACUGAGAUAGAUUGCACUGCAAAGAUUCAGUUUUGACAUUAAACCUCAGAAGCCUGAAAUGUGUUGGCCAUAUGAGUGUGUCUUGUGUCUUGUAUCUUGCGGCGAACUGUGCAGAAACUGAAAAACUGCAAAAACUACACCCCAGCUUGGCUGAAGCAGAACAUGACUACAGUUAACAACAUUCCCUCUACUGGAAAAGGCUGAUAGCUCAUUAUGAGUGUCCAGCCUCUUGUGACUUGCAUGUCAGAUACAUUUUUGAAGUAGCAAAGUGAAAAAAUAAAUGUUAUUUUUUUAACCAAAAUUAAUGUAUAUUGUGCCAAAAAGAAAUAAUUUGUGUAAAGUUUCACUGUUGUGCUUAAAUACAGACUGUCAUCUUCAGGAGACAUUUUACAGUUUUGGAAAGAGAUGUUAGGCAGGUAUGUAUUGUAGUGAUGUGAAAGCCUGACUGUUGUGGGAGAGUGGAACAUUGUAAAAAAAAAAACAUCAGAGUAGUCUUAAACUUGGAAGGUUAACUUACUUCUGAUCCUGUGUACCAACUGAAUGCCUUUAAAAUUGGCUUUAAAAUUCCAGAAGAUACUGGGGUUCUACUAAAACCAAUGCUUGAACAGUUCUUUAAGGAAUUUAUGAUCAGUAAUAUUUACUUCUACGGCAGAUACACAAAUCUAGAGUAAUUUCAUUUUCCUUUAUAAACUAAAAACAUAUUGCAUUAGAUUGAUAUAAUAAAACAUAGGCAGCAAAUAGUACAUAAGGUAUUCAUAAUUUCAGCAUCUGGUGACAUUACCAAUGAGUUAAAUUCACAAGACAAACAGACCUACACAUACUGAAUUUAUUACACAGAAGUUAGACACCAAAGUCAGCCAGAAGGUUACUUGUCCUGUCAAAUAAUGUUGCCUACCCAAUUUUAAAACCAGUUAUAAGUUAAUCUGAUAUAUAUAUGAUUGUAUUUUAUCUUUUAAUAUAUUUAUCAGUUGCCAUCAGAGUGCAAAUUGUUCACUCCGGCACAAAUUAUGUAGCAGUUUACUGGUUUACAAUUGACGUGGUUCUGAUCUCAGACUAAUGAAUUAGAAUUUAGCCGCUGUUGUCUGUCGGAACACACCUGACUGUUAAAAUGCUGUGGCUUUUUGAGGGGUGUCUUACUAUCCAUUAAUACUGCCUACAAGUACUUCUUUGAGAACCAGACAGACUAUCAAACUUGAUAUAAUGUGAAAAAGUUAAGGAUACUCCGUAGCUAUUAAAGAUGAGAGCUACUUUGCCAAGUUUGGCCUUGUAAUGGAAGUAUGGAGGUUGCAAGGCUCUUUGUAUAUAUAAUAUGCGUACCUGUUGUAUGUGUUGCAAUAUGAAACUUAAAAUCCAGACAUACACUGCCACGCAGCUCUUGCUUUAAAAUAAUUAUAUGAUGAUGAUAUCUGCAUGUUGCUGGUUAAAUACAAAGAGUUUAUUUUGCACACGCUAUCCUUAGCUGAGGUGUAUGUCUGUGUGUUCUUGUGUGUUUGUGUUUGAUUGGAACAACUUGCUUUUUUGUCUUCUAUGUCAGAUUUCAGUCAUUGGGAUCACAAGGUGCUGACGAGUGUUUGAGAACUAAGAGCACGCAACAUGCCGAGUGUGUGUUCACAACUGCAUGUCCACACGCUCAGGAUGACCAGUUCUAGGAAGAUCCCUGCUUUGUUAAACAGAUGCUGGUAGCUCUGAGUACAGUCAAAGCCAUGAAAUAAAUGUGCAUCUUGAACAGUGGAUCAUAGUCCGGCUUUUAGGGUUAGUAGUGUGCUCGAUGUCUUCUGCAUGGCGCACCACACCUUGAGCAACACUGUCAUGUGUGUUUGAGUUUGAAUUUUGCCAUUUAACUGCUAAUUUAACUCAACAACAUGCACAUCAUGAAGUGCUGGAUAUUUAAACAGUAGAACUAGAUAGCAGAGCAUAUUCUCCCAGUUAGAAAAGGAAGACUUGUAGACUGGUGCAGUAAAAGAGUGGCAUUGGAGUACAGCUACUGAAAUCAUCGAUGGCAUCCAAAAUCUGCUUUUUAUGUAAAGAACAGACAAAGGUCUGAGUCUCCUGCAAAUUUGUUAAUACAAUCAGCAUUAGCCAAACAAGUGCGAGUGUCAUCCCAAGAUGCAGUGGGACUAGUCUGAUUGGACAGGAUGUGAGAAAUGCCUGUGUCAUCUGUGGGCCCUUGUGUCACUGUUGCGUAAAAGUACACACACACCCACACAAAGGGAUUACAUAUUUGAGUGUUUGAAAUUAAAUGAAAUAUUUUUGGUUUGUUUUUUGGUAACGUGGACAUGUACAAUGUUCUAAAUAUUGGUUAAAUGUUUGGCACAAUUUAUUGUGCAAUUUUCUUACUGUAAAUAAACACAUGCACUUUAAUUUUGUAAUAAAAUGUUUAAUGAAG
Polypterus senegalus (gray bichir) is the source of this 6253-nucleotide messenger RNA. It is a transcript of the gene sema4ba, whose product is annotated as sema domain, immunoglobulin domain (Ig), transmembrane domain (TM) and short cytoplasmic domain, (semaphorin) 4Ba. The transcript is spliced from 16 exons. Gene Ontology annotation, molecular function: chemorepellent activity; semaphorin receptor binding. The record is from RefSeq and is a predicted model, not a curated record. Bases 490 to 2934 code for a protein of 814 amino acids. NCBI's taxonomy places the organism in Eukaryota, Metazoa, Chordata, Cladistia, Polypteriformes, Polypteridae. Gene Ontology annotation, biological process: neural crest cell migration; semaphorin-plexin signaling pathway; axon guidance.